UUGCCUUUGGGCCUGGCCAAACAGUGUUUGGUGACACAGCAGAAAGGGGAAGUUGGCAAACAGCUGUUGGAGCAAUCUCCUGCUCACAAACAGCUGUUUGCUCCUUCCCCUCCUGCCUGCCCUGCAAGGGUGUUGGAGAGUAGCUGUGGAUUUCUCACAGUCCUCGUGGGAGGGGCAGAAGUGACAAGUACAGAAGUCACCUUUUGAAGCCUGGAAUUGUCCUGGAAGAGCACGUGGGAAGUCCAAGAAGGGAGCAUGGACCAGCCCAGUGGAAGGAGUUUCAUGCAAGUUCUGUGUGAGAAAUACAGCCCUGAGAACUUCCCCUACCGCCGUGGGCCUGGCAUGGGGGUGCACGUGCCAGCAACUCCACAGGGCUCACCCAUGAAAGACCGCCUGAACCUGCCCAGUGUGCUGGUGCUCAACAGCUGUGGCAUCACCUGUGCCGGGGACGAGAACGAGAUCGCCGCCUUCUGCGCCCACGUCUUUGAGCUCGACCUCUCUGACAACAAACUGGAAGACUGGCACGAGGUCAGUAAAAUUGUGUCCAACGUCCCCCACCUGGAGUUUCUAAACCUGAGUUCCAACCCUCUCAGUUUGUCCGUUUUAGAGAGAAGUUGCGCGGGGUCUUUCGCUGGCGUCCGCAAACUCGUGCUCAACAACAGCAAAGCUUCCUGGGAGACAGUGCACACCAUCCUGCAGGAAUUGCCUGACUUGGAGGAACUCUUCCUGUGCCUUAAUGACUACGAAACAGUGUCUUGUUCUCCAGUUUGCUGUCAGUCUCUCAAGCUCCUCCACAUAACUGACAAUAAUCUUCAAGACUGGACUGAAAUUCGAAAGUUGGGAAUUAUGUUUCCAUCACUGGACACACUUAUCCUGGCUAACAACAACCUCACCACCAUUGAAGAGUCAGAAGAUUCCCUGGCAAGGCUCUUCCCCAACCUAAGAUCCAUCAACUUGCACAAGUCAGGUCUGCAUUGCUGGGAAGACAUUGACAAGUUAAAUUCUUUCCCGAAGCUGGAGGAAGUGAAAUUGCUGGGAAUUCCUCUGCUGCAGUCUUACACCACCGAGGAGCGCAGGAAGCUGCUAAUAGCCAGGUUGCCAUCCAUCACCAAGCUCAACGGCAGCAUCGUGGCCGACGGCGAGCGCGAGGACUCGGAGCGCUUCUUCAUCCGCUAUUACAUGGAGUUCCCCGAGGAGGAGGUCCCCUUCAGGUAUCACGAGCUGGUGACCAAGUACGGGAAGCUGGAGCCCCUGGCAGUGGUGGAUCUGCGGCCGCAGAGCAGCGCCAAGGUGGAGGUUCACUUCCAGGACAAGGUGGAGGAGAUGUCCAUCCGCCUCGACCAGACUGUGGCAGAGCUGAAGAAGCACUUAAAAACUGUGGUGCAGCUGUCAACAAGCAACAUGCUGCUCUUCUACUUGGACCAGGAAGCUCCUUUUGGUCCCGAGGAGAUGAAAUACAGCUCGCGGGCGCUGCAUUCCUACGGCAUCCGGGAUGGGGAUAAAAUUUACGUGGAGCCCAGAAUGAAAUAGCCUUUCUGCCCACACCCACACGCCCCCACACACCCACACACAUGCAUUGAGGAGUUUUUUGCAAGGUUUUUAUUUCGGUUGGUUGGUUGAGGUUUGGUUGUGUUUCUGUAGCAGGUAAUUUCUUAGCCCGGAGGAAGUGCCCUGAUCUGAGAACCAUGCCCACCAUCCACUGCAGGUGACCUUGAGGUGACAAUUGACUUCAGGAUGUGUGUUUCAGUGUGGGCAAUACCUUGAUGUUUCCUUUGAUGCUCCGGUAUACUCGUGAUUUGGCAUGAAUGGUCAGUUGUUCAAGCUAAACAAUGCCAGGGUCCAUAAGGGAGGAGACAGCUCGGUGCAGAAUUUAACCUGUUGUUUUCUUUUCCUAAAUUUUUUGGUGUUUUGCUCCACCAGAUCUCCCUUUGGCCUAGCUAUCCAACUGUGGCUCGAGCUUGCUGUAGUAUUUUCUUGCAGCUUGGUGCUGUUUCAACCUUUUGUUGUGCUCGAGUUCACAGGAAAGAUCUCCAUCAGUAUUCUGCUUGAUUCAGAGCUCAGGUACUUUAGUGCAUCCACUUCUCUCCACUGGUUUGCUUUCUGUGAGUGCACAACAUGGGGGAAAGAAAGAGAACUUCCCAGAAAGAAACUUUCUUUUCAAAGUGCACGCUCUAUAUCCACCUGAUUUUGGGGGAAAAAAAGAGGUUUUGGCUGCUGUACCCAUCUCACACGGUGCCUGCAGCCUGUGGGGAUAAAGGAUGUGUUGGAAAGUGAAUUUUGGGAGGUGGUGGAUGAGCGCUGCGUUGGAAGGGCUUUUAGAACAACAAGUCAACAAGGGAUUGAAGAGCAGCUUCCCCUGUUGUCCAUCCUGAUGCUGAAGAGCUCCUCCGUGCACUUCACCUUGUACCAGUGGGUGCUGCAAGUGGAAUGGCUAAAAUUCCUCUCCUGGGAGAGAGGAAGAGUCAAGUUGAAGUUUGUGUUUGUUGCUGUUGCACCAGUUCAAACCUAGCACUUUGCCCGGGGUCCCUGCCUAGGGUCCGGACUCGGAGGAUGUGUUGGCUCGGAUCAGCCUCUGGAGGUGGAGGAACAAAGCAGCUGGACCCAUGUUGGGUGUUCAGCUGGGUUCCCUGAACAAAGCAGCUGAACCCACGCUGGGUGUUCAGCUGGACCCACGCUGGGUUGGGUGUUCAGCUGGACCCACGCUGGGUUGGGUGUUCAGCUGGACCCACGCUGGGCUGGGUGUUCAGCUGGACCCACGCUGGGUGUUCAGCAGGUUUCACUCUCUCUCUCUCUUGGCUUCCCCCUCGUAGGCAUCGCGUGCUGCUGCUUCACGUAGUCCCCGUUUUCUACUGCAGAGCAGAUCCCCCUGCCUGGUCAGUGAAAUCCUCCUUCCUUUUUCUCUCUCUUGUUUCGCUUUCCUGUGUCUUCCCCGCUCCAAGUUCAAGACUUUCCCAAUUUCCUGGUUACAAGCAGCUGCUCAGCAGUUUUUGGAGCUGUGCAGCGAGGGCUCUAGUUACACAUGAACUCCUGACCUUCAUUUUGAAAUGCUCCCUUUAUCCCCACGUGCACUUUCUUUCCCAGGAUGCUUUCUCCCACAUCACCGAGCUCCUUUGGUAUUCUUGGAGUUGUGUAUUUCUCUUCACAUUUUACUGGAUUGUGGGGUGGGAUCGUUGGGGAGGGGACAAAGUAUUAUUAUCUCAUAGUCUUCAGGUUUAGGAUUUGGGGAUUGUUCAGAGGGGAUUAGUUCCUCAUCCAAAGCAAGGGUUAAAAUGGGAGGAUUUAAAACAAGUUACUAAUUUGUGCCUCAUCCCCCUGCCAAAAAUAGCAAUUUCUUGGCCCCGUUGAGAUGAGCAAUAGGGAAGGGAGUGAGAUUUUCCACAGGUAGCAUAGAUUUUUCAUAGAUCCAUGGUACCUAACAGCAGGGAGAUAGUGGCAGUAGAACAUAAAAUGAUGCUUUUAUAAGCUAGAGCUUUACUGAAGAUGUAUUUUCCGUUUGGGCAGUGAAAAUAAUUUGCUGCCUGAUAGCAGAACCCUUAAGCCAACACUUCUGUAUGAUAUAUACAUACCUACCAAUAGGAAAAGUUGUGGUUAAUAAGAUAUUUUGUUAUAAAGCAAAGUUUUAUGAAGAUAUGGUUGUUUAAUAUUAGAAGCCUAUUUCAGCCCUUGACCUCCAGUGUGGGUAGGUUAUCCCUGAGUGGCUGCAGAGUCCGAGGCAAGAGACCUGUGGGGAUGCAAAAGUGUCUCUGACCCGAUUCUGCAGGGCAGUAAUUGCCUCUGUGGGUGUAUUUAUGGCAUUGUACCUGCUCUUGGUGAGAUGCUGGAACUCUUGACCAACUUCCUCAGCACAAUUAAGAGUCUGGGUUUCAGAGAAGGGAAUAAAGAAAGAGUGGAAUGGGAUGAUAAAGGAGGCCCAAGUAUGUGCUUUUAAGUUUGUUUGCCCACUAAAAAUUGGGCUGUCUGUAUAGGGAUCAGUGCUGUCACCAGCUCAGAACUGGCAGUAAAUCCUGCUUUUAUUUGUGACAGACCUGGUGGGAACUGGAAGAUGGAAAAAGAGAGCACAGAAGGUUAAGAGGUGCUGGGGAUUUGGUGCUGACACCCAGACCUGCUCCCCUGGUCCCUUCGGGUAUGAAAUCACCACCCUGCCACUUCUCCAGGGGAAGGUUGUUCUCGAGGCAUUCACCUUGUGUGCAGGUAGUGGAGCAAUCGUGGGGCAGAAACCAAAAGUCUUGGUUGCUUCCCAAGGAGAAGGACUCACCCCAAAACCAGAGAGAGUUUGUGUGUGCAGAUGAUGAGCUGUGGGAAGUGGGACCAAACAGCACACAAGGGUGUGACAAAUACCCCAAAUCAUGGUGCCUUGUGGGGAAGGGUCUUGUGUGUGCACCCAAGGGGUUUGAUUAAAACCUCUGCCACGUCAGGAGGGGCCGUGUCCAGGCAUUGCCAGCGCGUGCCCUCUUCAGCUAAAGGUCCCUGGGUCUGUCACAUCCACUUGAGAAAACAAAAUAGAUGUGCAAGCUUCCCUGGCUUGUGUGUCCUACCUGAGGGCUGCUUUUGUUGUGUUGUUCCUGCUGUUUCAUGCAUCAAAGUCUGCCACGGGCAGCCUGCACAGCGGGCAGAGCACCUGCUCCACGAGGACUCGGGUGACAGCUGUAUACCAAAGUGUCCCACGGCUCCGUGUGACAAGUUUGAGGCUGUGCUGUGUGGUUUUGGAGAUGUUCCUGUUCAAUAUCCAUAUUUUUGGCCAGAUGUUCCAGGCAGAUCUCUGUUAUGAAUAUGCACGGGGUGCUGGCUGUCCUCUGCUCGCUGGCUGGGAUUUGGAACCUUGUUUUUCGGAGCUGCAGGUGUGACCCGUGGUGGCUUGGGGGACGUGCUGCUGGGGACAGGCUCUCCCUGUGCCCUUUCCUCCUCGGGUCUGCAAUCCGACAGAGGUGUCACGGCUCUGCCUCCUCUCUUGUCACUGAGAUUCUGUGGGUUCUGUUCGUGUGUGCGAGAUUUGAGAAUGCAAAUGAGGUGCUGAAAGCAGCCCAGAGGCUGAAAUGUGUAUUCCUGGCAGCUGUGCCUCCCUCGUUUGGAUGUGGCACGUUUGUAGGCAGCAGAGAGACGCCUUCCCCAGAGCAACCUUAGAGGGGCUUCAGCCACCUCGGGCCUUUGCCUCUGUGAUUGCUUUUCUGCAGUUCCUGGAAACUUCAAAUAUAAUUUAAACAUGAAGAUCUGUUCUUGCUCCCUGUUAAUGUUGCAUCCAUAUGUAAUUUCAAAGAAGAAGAACUGUGAGUCCAUCUGGUUUUUUAUUCUGGUUUCUCUCCCAGGGGAUACACCUCCCGCUCCCACAAUUUGCCUUUGGUUUGCUCGCAGACUUAGUGGGUGGAAUUCAGGCCAAAAUAGGUCAUUGGUUUGGAUCAGUUCAAUAAACUUAUGUAAGUUUUUACACUAAAA
Messenger RNA from Serinus canaria (Common canary), 5430 nucleotides. RefSeq names its product tubulin folding cofactor E like (gene TBCEL). The record is from RefSeq and is a predicted model, not a curated record. NCBI's taxonomy places the organism in Eukaryota, Metazoa, Chordata, Aves, Passeriformes, Fringillidae. Gene Ontology annotation, molecular function: alpha-tubulin binding. Gene Ontology annotation, biological process: protein folding. The coding region runs from base 256 to 1530 and encodes 424 amino acids. The transcript is spliced from 8 exons.